Molecule: messenger RNA, 720 nt
Organism: Lodderomyces parapsilosis
Lineage: Eukaryota; Fungi; Ascomycota; Pichiomycetes; Serinales; Debaryomycetaceae
Exons: 1
Coding region: 1-720 (239 amino acids)
Cellular component (GO): nucleus
Source: RefSeq, a predicted model, not a curated record
AUGAUUCCAAUACGAUGCUCCACUGUUUGCUUCAGUAUUCCACGCGUUUUCCUCAAACCUAUUCAAAGCUCGACUUAUUUAUCUCAGUUGAGAUUCAAAUCCGAAGUCACAACCACUACCCAUAAUGAUGAUUUUGUACUGACAACUACAAGCACAACCUCUUCAAAUCUACCGUCAACCAAAAGCAAAAGCAAAAGCAAAAGCAAACGUGAACCAAAGACUCUCAUAGAAGAGAUGAAGUUGGCAGAACUAUCUAGACAAAAGGUCCUUUCACUUCGGCAGACACUUGCGCCGUGGAUUAAACGAGAAUUAACUCAAAAGUCAAAAUACAGCCACUGGAAUCCUAAGCGGAAACUCAGUAGGCAAGAGAUGAUCAAAGUCAAAGAACUCAAGGAAACAUUUCCACAAUAUAGAACUGUGGAUUUGGCUCAGUUUUUUCAUAUAUCACCAGAAGCUGUACGGCGUAUUUUGAAAAGUAAAUGGGUGCCAAACGAGAUUGAUGAGGAGAGAAUGAUUCAAAGAAAGGAAAGAAAGCUUUUACAGAGACAAGAGACGAAACAGGCUGCACUUGGUCGAACCGAUGAAGCGAGUGCAGUUGCCCGUAGAGCGCAAAAACACGGAAAAUGGCACAAAAGAUCUAAAAAGUCCAUUGAUGAUGACAAUGAUGAUGACGGUGUUGAACUAAACAAAAGUUACAAUAAAAUUCAAAGUCAAUUUUAG